AUGGGCUACGUAAACCUUGUAUUUUUUAUGUUAUUUCCCUUCCUCUGCCAUCUUUCUUUCUCCUCAUCCUUACCUCAUUUGUGCCCCAAACAUCAAGCUCUUGCUCUUCUACAAUUCAGGCACAUGUUUACAAUAAGUCCUGUUGCUUUUGAUAGUUGUUUCGCGAUAACAGGCCAAUGGAUUCAGUCAUAUCCAAAAACUCUUUCGUGGAACAAGAGCACAGAUUGUUGUUCAUGGGAUGGAGUUUAUUGUGAUGAGACGACAGGAGAAGUGAUUGAGCUCAACCUCACUUGCUGCCAACUUCAAGGCAAGUUUCAUUCCAAUAGUAGCCUAUUUCAACUCGCCAAUCUCAAAAGGCUUUAUUUGUCAAAUAAUAAUUUCUCUGGAUCACUCAUUUCACCUAAAUUUGGUGAGUUUUCUAGUUUGACGCAACUUGAUUUGUCGUAUUCAAGUUUUACAGGUAUAAUACCAGCAGAAAUCUCUCGCCUUUCUAAAUUACACGUCUUUCGUAUCCAGAGUUAUUCAGAUGGUCUUAGAUUCAAACCUCACAAUUUUGAACUGCUCCUUAAGAACUUGACCCAAUUAAGAGAGCUUGACUUUGACAAUGUGAACAUCUCUUCCACCAUUCCUCUGAAUUUCUCUUCUUAUUUGACAACUCUACACCUUCGGAAUACACAGUUAUAUGGGACAUUGCCCGAAGGAGUUUUCCACCUUUAUAACUUGGAAUCUCUUUAUUUAAUAGACAAUCCCCAGCUCACUGUUAAGUUUCCGACAACCAAAUGGAAUAGCAGUGCAUCACUCAUGGAGUUAUAUCUCUAUAGUGUGAAUGCUACUGGUAGGAUACCUGAAUCAUUUGGUCAUCUAACUUCACUGCAUACAUUGAGAAUAGCUUCUUGUCCAAUUCCUUCUAAUGUAAGCGGUAUGCAAAACUUACAAUCACUCUACUUGUCAUCAAACCACUUGAAUGGGACUAUACCUUCCUGGAUAUUCUCCCUCCCCUCACUAUGGCAUUUAGAGUUGAGUGAUAACCAUUUCAGUGGAAACAUUCAGGAGUUCAAGUCUAAAACAUUGCAUGGAGUUUCUCUAAAACAAAAUCAGCUGCAAGGUCCUAUUCCAAAGUCACUCUUAGAUCUGCAGUACCUAGGACUUCUUCUCCUUUCACACAAUAAUCUCAAUGGAGAGAUUGCUUCACCCAUCUGCAAUCUGAAAACACUACAAGUGCUAGAUUUGGGCAGCAAUAGUUUGGAGGGAACAAUCCCACUAUGUUUGGGUGAGAUGAGUGAACUUAUGAUUUUGGAUUUAAGCAACAAUAGUCUUAGCGGGACAAUUAAUACUACUUUUAGUAUAGGAAACCAACUUAGAGUCAUUAAAUUUGAUGGGAAUAAGCUAGAGGGUACAGUUCCGCAAUCUUUGAUCAAUUGCAAAUAUUUGGAAGUUCUUAAUUUAGGUAACAAUGAGUUGAAUGACACAUUUCCUACAUGGUUGAGAGCCCUACCGAAUCUGAUGAUUCUAAGGCUCGGAUCAAAUAAGUUUUUUGGCCCUAUAAAAGAUUCACCGACUUCCAAGUUUGCUCGAAUUCAAAUGAUAGAUCUCUCAUCCAAUGGAUUUAGUGGAGAUUUACCAGUGAGCCUUUUUGAGAAUUUUGAAGCUAUGAAAAUAAAUGGUGAGAAAAGUGGAACCCGAGAGUAUGUAGCAGAUAUGCAAGGUUUUUAUUACACAAAUUCCUUUAUAGUUACAACAAAGGGGCUGGAUCUAGAACUACCUCGAGUUUUGACUACCAACAUAAUUAUCGAUCUCUCAGGGAAUAGAUUUGAAGGUCAUAUCCCAGGCAUUAUUGGAGAUCUCAUUGGACUUCGUACUUUGAACCUAUCUCAUAAUCGCUUGGAAGGUCACAUACCAGCAUCACUGCACCAGUUAUCUGUACUUGAAUCAUUGGAUCUCUCAUCCAACAAAAUCAGCGGAGAAAUUCCACAACAACUUGCAUCCCUCAAAUCACUUGAAGUCUUAAAUCUCUCUCACAAUCAUCUUGUUGGAUGCAUCCCCAAAGGAAAACAAUUUGAUACAUUUGAGAACAGUUCUUACCAAGGGAAUGAAGGACUACGUGGAUUUCCUCUCUCAAAAGAUUGUGGUGGUGAUGAUGGGGUACCACAAGCGACAAGUCAAGUUGAGCUAGAUCAAGAAGGAGGAGAUUCACCAAUGAUCAAUUGGCAGGAGGUUCUCAUGGGUUACGGUUGUGGACUAGUUAUUGUAUUGUCCGUAAUAUACAUAAUGUUAACUCAAAAUCCAGUGUGA
Molecule: messenger RNA, 2292 nt
Organism: Solanum stenotomum
Lineage: Eukaryota; Viridiplantae; Streptophyta; Magnoliopsida; Solanales; Solanaceae
Product: receptor-like protein Cf-9
Exons: 2
Coding region: 1-2292 (763 amino acids)
Molecular function (GO): protein binding
Source: RefSeq, a predicted model, not a curated record